This is a messenger RNA of Penaeus monodon (black tiger shrimp), 730 nucleotides long. RefSeq lists its product as uncharacterized. The transcript is spliced from 5 exons. The coding region runs from base 16 to 690 and encodes 224 amino acids. The record is from RefSeq and is a predicted model, not a curated record. NCBI's taxonomy places the organism in Eukaryota, Metazoa, Arthropoda, Malacostraca, Decapoda, Penaeidae.
UUCUCAUAAUGUUCCAUGCCCUCGUUCUUAAAGCUCUUAGCCAAUGUUCUCUGCUCAUGCACCGCUCUCUCCUCCAGGCUCGGCAUGGCGACCGGCUGGCCCGACCUCAACAUCCCGCCCCUUGACCCGCUCACCUUCAAUAAUUUUCCUUACAACGUAACCUGGGACAACAACACGGUGUAUGGGAGCUUUCUAGAAUCCGAACUGGUCUACCUUUCACAGUUUAAGACGACACAAGUACUCGUGCAACUGCAGUUUGAACUGUAUGUGAACUUGGCUCUGGAGUUAGAACAGCUUGAGCUCCAUGGAACGUACGACAUGGACGGUCACGCGCUCGGUCUGGACGUAUUCGGAGACGGCAACUACCACAUUACCCUGAACGACGUGCGCAUCGCCUUCUACCUCCGCGCCGGCAUCGGGGACUGGGGCCGCCAUUUCCAAGUCAAGGAAAUCACGUCCGACUUCAUGCUGCAUGACGCUGACGUAAGAUUCGAACACCUGCUGGGCGGUGGCAUCACAGGUGGGCUGGUGAACGAAGCGCUAAGUCAGGAGCUUCCGGCAGUGCUUGGGGUGCUGGAGAACCUCGUGCUGCCUCCUCUGAUGGACGUCCUUAAGCAAGAAAUCAACGAAUACCUCAAGCAGUUUCCUCUCAUCCCCGAUUUUAACAUCACCAGGAUUUCGUAUGAUUAGUUUUGUUCGAUUUCCUUGUUAAAUAAAAGAUUGGCGAAAC